CCUCUUUGUUUUCACUAGCAUUUUGCUUCUGGGUAUUGAUUUUGGGAGCUGAAAAUGAAAAAUCACUGCAAUUUUUGUAUUUGGGUAAUCACCAAAGCCAGUUCUUGGACUAGCUAACUGGUAACUGCCCCAACCUCCGGCGCAUGCUAGCAGAGGCUAGCUACUAUCUGUUAACAUGUGCCGGUGGGGCUGCGCGAGGAGCGUUGCUUUACUGACAUUUUUGUCUUUAUGGGUAUUGGUGGGGUUAGAUGUGUGGUUUGUGUUUCUUUUGUUGGUCUACUUUUUGUAUAAUGAGCGUACUUUAGAUCUGAUGAGCGUUGUUUUUCUUUCUAUCUGAUGCUUUUUUUUUCUUUCCCUCUGUUGUUUUUGUGAUGUCACCCCAUUCUCGCGUGAACCAUAAGAAUCUUUCUUUGUUUGCUUCUUUUAAUUCUUGUUGAUCUCAGAUUUUGGUGGUUUUGCUUUAUUUAUUGCAAAAGUAAAAGAUACUUUUUCUUUUUUGCUUCAGAGUUACUGUUCACUUCCUUGUUUGGGAUAUACAUUUUUGUUUGGUUUUGUUUGUGUUCAUGUAGUUGAGUAACAAUAAAUGAUGACACAGUUUCAUGGAAAUUCAAUUAUUUGGAGGACCAAUAGUGUUCUUACCUUCCUGGGGUGCAAGCUUGUGGAGCGCAUGGAUAUCAUGGGUGGUUCUGCAACAGCAAGUCCAUGCUCUUCUUACCACCCAAGCCCUUGUGCUUCCUACAACCCAAGUCCUGCAUCGUCUUCCUUUCCAAGUCCAGCUUCAUCCUCCUAUGUUGCUAAUACUAAAGCUGACAGCAAUUCCCUCAUCCCUUGGCUCAAACACUUAUCAUCUGCAUCCUCAUCAGCAUCAUCCUCUAGGUUUCCUAGUCUCUACAUCCAUGGUGGAUCCAUUAGUGCUCCUGUUACCCCUCCUUUAAGUUCUCCAACUGCCCGAACGCCUCGAAUGAAAGCUGACUGGGAUGACCAAUCUGCUCGCCCAGGCUGGGGUGGGCAGCAUUACUCCUUCCUACCAUCUUCUACUCCACCAAGUCCUGGCCGGCAGAUUGUUCCUGAUCCUGAAUGGUUUUCUGGAAUUCGCAUCCCUCAGGGUGGUCCAAAUUCUCCCACAUUCAGCCUUGUUUCCUCAAACCCAUUUGGCUUCAAGGAACAGGCUUUAGCUGGUGGUGGAUCCAAUGGUGGCUCCCGUGGUGGAUCUUGCAUGUGGACUCCUGGUCAAAGUGGGACCUGUUCUCCUGCCAUUGCAGCUGGCUUUGAUCAUACUGCUGAUGUUCCAACGUCUGAGGCAAUUUCGGAUGAGUUUGCAUUUGGUAGCAAUACAAUAGGACUGGUUAAGCCAUGGGAAGGAGAGAGGAUUCAUGAAGAGUGUGGAUCAGAUGAUCUGGAGCUUACUCUUGGCAGCUCAAGAACCAGGUGAUCUAUCAUGUAUAGAUCAAAUUGGAUUCUUUUCUCAAACUCCUGUUGGGAAACAAAAGGUAGAUUGCUCAAAUGAAAAGUUCCAUUGAUCUCCUAAGACAAAUGCUAGUUCUGUGUUGUACUUGCAGAAGAGAGAGAGUUUAUAUAGCACUUGCUCUCUUCUUACGAGUCAUUUUCCUUUCUGUUUCAACAUGCAGAUGGUUUUCACAACCCUUUCAUUA
This is a messenger RNA of Manihot esculenta (cassava), 1652 nucleotides long. RefSeq names its product BES1/BZR1 homolog protein 4. NCBI's taxonomy places the organism in Eukaryota, Viridiplantae, Streptophyta, Magnoliopsida, Malpighiales, Euphorbiaceae. The transcript has 2 exons. Gene Ontology annotation, biological process: brassinosteroid mediated signaling pathway; DNA-templated transcription. Gene Ontology annotation, molecular function: DNA-binding transcription factor activity. The record is from RefSeq and is a predicted model, not a curated record. Bases 584 to 1432 code for a protein of 282 amino acids.